AUGGCUAGCGCGGCGGCUGCGGGUGACGGAGCUGCUGUGGGAAAUGAACACAGUGAUGGAGGGAGAGAAAAUAAUCCUGAAACUAGCACCACACCACCGCGGGGAAGCAGUACAGAACACAAGCCGGUGUGUUUAAUAGUGCUGGGAAUGGCGGGCUCCGGAAAAACUACUUUCGUUCAGAGACUGACGGCCUAUCUGCACACUAAGAAGAACCAACCGUACGUGAUUAACCUGGAUCCUGCGGUUCAUGAAGUCCCGUUUCCAGCCAACAUCGAUAUCAGAGACACGGUGAACUAUAAAGAAGUGAUGAAGCAAUACGGUUUGGGUCCAAAUGGAGGAAUCGUCACGUCUUUGAACUUGUUCGCGACGAGGUUUGAUCAGGUAAUGAAGUUUAUAGAGAAGAAGCAGCACAAUCACCAGUUUGUUCUGAUCGACACUCCAGGACAGAUUGAAGUUUUUACCUGGUCAGCAUCAGGAACCAUCAUCACAGAAGCUCUGGCCUCCACGUUCCCGUGUGUGGUGAUGUAUGUGAUGGACACGUCCCGCAGCGUCAAUCCCGUCACCUUCAUGUCCAACAUGCUGUACGCCUGCAGCAUUCUCUACAAAACCAAACUUCCUUUCAUCGUCGUCAUGAACAAGACAGAUAUAAUCGAUCACAGAUUCGCGGUGGAGUGGAUGCAGGACUUCGAGGUGUUCCAGGACGCGCUGAACCAGGAGACGUCGUACGUCAGUAACCUCACCCGCUCCAUGAGUCUGGUCCUGGACGAGUUCUACACCAACCUGCGGGUCGUCGGCGUAUCCGCAGUAACAGGCUCAGGUCUGGACGAGCUCUUCGUUCAGGUCGCAGAUGCUGCUAAAGAAUAUGAGACGGAGUACCGCCCUGAAUACGAGCGCCUGCACCGUGAGCUGGCCGACGCCCAGAGCAGGAAACAGCAGGAGCAGCUGGAGCGCCUCCGGAGGGACAUGGGCGAGGUUUCCAUGGAAACGGGGGUGAAGACGGGGGUUCCUGACCUGCUCGGCCCCAGCGACCUCAUCCUCACCCGGGGGAACCCAGACGAGGAGGAGGAGGAGGAGAUGGACAGCGACACGGAUGACAUCGAUCACCAGGUGACGGAGGAGAGUAAAGAGGGCGUGGCCUUCGGGAACUUCCUGAACGAGAGGAAGCAACUCGUCCAGGAGCGCAACAUGAAGUCUCAGUGACGCCUGCUGGAGGGACCGACCGUGGCUCCUCACCCUCCUGGCCCCCGCUUAUUAGCUUAUACGCUACACGACCAAAAGUAUUCGGACACCCGUUUCAAAAGCAAGCAGUGUUAACACAGAGCGAGUAUUAUUGGCUGCUGGAGAUCUUAAGGCUGGUCUUCUGGAAGAUUUCGGAGUGUGUCUGUGGGGAUUUGUGCCCGUCGAAAGACGACAGCAUUUACUUUAUAGAGCUCAAGCUGGAACAUGAAAGGUCCUUCCCUAAACUGUUGCUGUGACAUCAGAAGCAUGUGAUUUCCUUGAUAAUAGAUUUAUUACACCUGUUCUUGCUGUAACGUACACAUUUAAGAAUUACAGGGGGUGUCCGAAUACUUUUAGUUUUCUAUAUAGUGUAUCUCUCUUCGAUGCGCUAACAGGACGGCGCUUCUGCUCGCAGCUCAGAAAUGUCUGGAUUGUUAAAUAAAUAAAUAAAUAAAUAAAUAAAUAAAUAAAGGAGUAUUUUUAUAGAAACGGA
This is a messenger RNA of Trichomycterus rosablanca, 1711 nucleotides long. RefSeq names its product GPN-loop GTPase 1 (gene gpn1). The transcript has 14 exons. The coding region runs from base 1 to 1200 and encodes 399 amino acids. The record is from RefSeq and is a predicted model, not a curated record. Gene Ontology annotation, molecular function: ATP hydrolysis activity; GTPase activity. Lineage: Eukaryota; Metazoa; Chordata; Actinopteri; Siluriformes; Trichomycteridae.